This is a messenger RNA of Saitoella complicata NRRL Y-17804, 1392 nucleotides long. Its product is annotated as IFRD-domain-containing protein. The coding region runs from base 1 to 1392 and encodes 463 amino acids. Lineage: Eukaryota; Fungi; Ascomycota; Saitoellomycetes; Saitoellales; Saitoellaceae. The record is from RefSeq and is a predicted model, not a curated record. The transcript is spliced from 2 exons.
AUGUCCGAUCUACGUCGAAAAGCUCUAGGCAGCCGUUCCCUUGAUGCCCCCCGCUCCUCCUCUCGCUCCUCCUCUCGCGCCGCCUCCCGCCAAAACUCAGAGGACGAAUGGUCCGACGAUGCCUCUGUCGCCUCAAUCGAGAGUGUCGAAUCGUGGGGUGCAGCGACAGAGGUCGCGCUGGAGAAGGGCUGGGACGAUGAGUUGAAGGGAUUUGUGGAUGGGUUAGUGGAAAGGAAGGGGAGUAGUGUGCAGGGGAGGGAGGAGUUGUUGAGUAAGAUUCAUAAGGUUAUGUGUCUGAGGAAUGCCCGUACUGUGCUUGUUGGACGUGAAGCGGAUCUUCUAAAUGCGGUGGCGAAGAGUCUCAAGGGUGGACGGACGGAGCGGGAGUCAUUGCUCUCUGCAAGACUGUUGUCGGUGUUUGUCUUGACAUGUCCAGACUACGGCCAAACCUACGACGCUACACGCCAAAUUCUUAAACAACAAAUCCAAUCCUCCUCCUUCACCAGCGUCAAAUCCGCCUCCAUAUCCGCCCUCGCAACCGUGAUCUUCACAUACGGCUCUUCCCAUGAAACCCUCGCCGUUCUUGACUUCUUACAAGAGAUCGUGGAGAGUGAUGGGAUUACCGUGGAGGCAGGUGAUGAUGAGGGAGUGGUUACUGCCGCGAUUGAAGCUUUUGGAUUUUUGCUGACGGGUUUGGAAGAGGAGGGGGAGGAGGCUGAUCAGAUUGUGAGAGAGGGACUACCUGUGAUGGUGGAGCAGUUGGAUUCGGCGGAGGUUAGUGUACGUGUAGCGGCUGGAGAAGUCAUUGCACUCAUGUAUGAGAUGUGGGCACACUCCGACACGCGUGAGGAGCCGGAAGAAGGACAAGAAUUGGAAAAGCCGUAUGACGACAUCGGUCAUCUCACGAACUUACUCUCUAACCUUUCUACGGCAUCGUCGAAACGCAUUGCGAAGUCGAGUCGAAGGACGCUGCAUUCGACGUUUAGGGAUGUCCUUGACACGGUCAACAACCCGAAAUACUCCGCACCAUCCGUGACACUCAAAUUCGGGCGUGCGGCGACGCUGUACGUAGACUCCUGGCUCAAGCUCACACGGCUGAGACAGUUGCGCCGAGUGUUGUCGCAUGGGAUGCACUCACACUUUCUACACAACCAAGUGAUCCGGGAUAUGCUCGAAUACACCGGUCCUGUAUCCAGCAGCGGUGGUGGUGGUGGAGGAGGAGGGGAAGAUGAGGAUGAGGACGAUGAUGAUGAGAGCGAGGAGGUCAGUAAGGCGGCACGGGAGUUGAUGAAGAGAGAUGUUAGGAAGUAUCGGACGGGACAUAUGAAGCAGGAUCGGAAGGUGAAGGCUAUGCAGCAGGCGUGGGGCGUGGAGGAUGAGGGUGAGAUAUGA